Argentina anserina (silverweed cinquefoil) is the source of this 2751-nucleotide messenger RNA. Its product is annotated as nitrate regulatory gene2 protein-like. The record is from RefSeq and is a predicted model, not a curated record. Lineage: Eukaryota; Viridiplantae; Streptophyta; Magnoliopsida; Rosales; Rosaceae. The coding region runs from base 144 to 2633 and encodes 829 amino acids. The transcript is spliced from 4 exons.
CUUCUUCUUCUUCUUCUUCUUCUUCCUCUCUAGUCUUUUCUCACUCUCCAGUCUCACUCACUCCCUCCCUCCAUUUCAGGAAACCCCCCAAACACUUCAUUUUACUCCCAAUAAUAUAGCCUCUAGCUUAUCACCACCCCUCAAUGGGCUGCACGGCGUCCAAGCUCGACAACGAGGACACCGUGCGCCGCUGCAAGGAGCGCCGCCGUUUCAUGAAAGACGCCGUCUACGCCCGCCACCACCUCGCCGCAGCCCACGCCGACUACUGCCGCUCCCUCCGCCUCACCGGCUCCGCCCUCGUCUCCUUCGCCUCCUUCGAGCCCCUCUCCAUCUCCGACCAGACCCCCGCCGUCUUCCUCCACUCCACUACUCAUCCCCCUCGUCCCCUCCAAACCCACCCCCUCCCUCCACGUGUCCCUCCCUCCCCGGCCCCCUCCUCUCUCCACCCUCCUCCGCCCCCUCCUCCGCUCUCCCCCACCAUCGCCAGCUCCAAGCUCCCCCACAUCCUCUCCGACUCCGACCUCUCCUCCUCCCGCCACCACCGCCCUCGCCGGAGACAGCCCCCGCCGCCGGGGCCCAAGCUCCCCCACAUCCUCUCCGACACCAGCCCCUCCUCCUCUCCCCGGAGCCACAAGUCCAACUUCACCGCCGGAGGCUUCCCAACGGCUUUUCAGGCGAACUCGACCUACUCCAGCACGCCGUCGCAGGCCUCCUCCAUGUGGAACUGGGAGAAUUUCUACCCUCCUUCACCUCCAGACUCCGAAUUCUUCGACCAGAAAAACCAACACUCUUCCAAACAGUCCCACCACCUCUCCGACGAUGGUUCCGACUCCGAACCCGACCCGGAGGCCGAAACCGAGAGAUCCGAAUACAACUACUUCCACAACGUCCCCAAAUCCCAAACCCCCGCCGUCGCCAAAAACCGCCCCUACUCUCAGUCCGAGAACUACGCCGCCUCAGAGAGAUCAGAAUACGACUUCUUCCUCCACAAAGCUCCGCCCAAGGCUCAGUCGGAGAAGUACGCGCCGUCGGAGAGGGAAGAGGUGCAGUGCAGCGAGUGGGAGGAUCACGAUCACUACAGCACGACCAGCUCGUCGGAGAACGGAGAGGACGACGAUCGGGACUCGAGAUCCGAGAUGGGGACCCGGUCCAACUUCGACGCGUCGGUUCGGGCCGAGUCCGUGGCGGCGCCGGCACAGGCGAUGCCGAAGUACGCGCCGAGCAUGAGGUCGGAGGGGUCGGAGGGGAGUACUUACCGGAGCAGUGAAAUCUCGAAUAUGAAAAUGGUGGUGAGGCAUAAGGACUUGAAGGAGAUUGUUGAGGCUAUAAAGGAGAAUUUCGAUAAGGCAGCGGCGGCCGGCGACCAGGUCUCCGAGAUGCUCGAGUCCAACCGCGCCCAGCUUAAUCGGAGCUUCCGGCAGCUCAAGAAGACAGUGUAUCACUCAAGUAGUAUGCUGAGCACAUUGAGCUCGACUUGGUCGUCGAAGCCGCCGCUCUCGGUGAAGUACCGCCUCGACGCGGCGGUGCUGAAUGAGCCGGGCGGUCCGAAGAGCCUCUGCUCCACCUUCGAGCGGCUUUUGGCUUGGGAGAAGAAGCUCUAUGAGGAAGUCAAGGCUAGAGAAAGUGUCAAGAUUGAACAUGAGAAGAAGUUGGCAUCACUACAAAAUCAGGAGUACAAGGGAGAGGACGAAAUCAAGCUAGACAAGACCAAGGCUGCAAUAAAGAGGCUGCAAUCACUCAUUAUUGUCACUUCUCAGGCCGUCUCAACCACCUCAACUGCCAUCACUGAUCUUAGAGACUCUGAUCUUGUUCCUCAGCUUGUUGAGCUGUGCCAUGGAUUUAUGUACAUGUGGAGAGCAAUGCACCAGUACCAUGAAGUCCAGAACAACAUCGUACAGCAAGUUAGGGGACUUGUGAACCAGUCAUCCAAGGGUGACGCCACCUCAGAACUGCACCGGCAGGCAACUCGUGACCUGGAAUCAGCUGUUUCUGCCUGGCACUCCAGCUUUUGCCGCUUAAUAAAGUUCAAGCGAGACUUUAUCCAGUCUGUUCAUGGUUGGUUCAAGCUCAGCCUUCUUCCUGUUAACAAUGACACCUUCACUGGAAACAACGAGCCUUCUGCUGAAGUAUAUUUCUUCUGUGAUGAAUGGAAGCUUGCACUUGAACGUGUCCCUGAUACAGUGGCUUCAGAGGCUAUCAAGAGCUUUAUCAAUGUUGUCCACGUAAUCUCCAUAAAACAAAGUGAGGAGCUGAAGAUAAAAAAACGAACUGAAACUGCAUCAAAAGAACUUGAGAAGAAGGCUUCUUCUCUCCGCAACAUUGAAAAGAAGUUCUAUAAUUCAUACUCCAUGGUUGGUAUUGGACUUCCUGAUUCAGGGACUGAUAACGGGCACGAUCUGGGUCUGGAUGCUCGUGAUCCACUCGCUGAAAAGAAAUCCGAACUUGCAACCUCCCAGAGGCGGGUUGAAGAAGAAUUGAAUAAGCAUUCAAAGGCAGUGGAGGUGACUAGAGCAAUGACUCUAAACAACCUUCAAACAGGGUUGCCAGGGGUCUUUCAAGCACUGACCAGUUUUUCUGGGUUAUUUACUGAGGCACUUGAUUCGGUUUGUACUCGUUCCUACUCCAUCAACUAGAUGUAAAAUGAAUCAUAGUUUUGGUGCCUGUGGUUUUGUGGGUAAGGUGGAAGUUAAAUUAUAGAGCUGGGAUUUUUUUUUGGCCGGGGGCUCAUAUUGUUACUAGUAUUCUUUUUUU